CAUUCACAUUCAAAUUCACUCUCACUCAUCACCAAAACGACGAACAACACACAACAUCAAUUCACUGUGGGAAUCGCCCACCUGUUUUUGAUAUAUGACGUAUUUAAUGUAAUUUGGCCUUUUUUGAAUUUUUCUUUGUUUUUUUGCUUUAAUUUUUGUUUUCUGGUGCGCAUUUUGAACCGCUGAAGGGGAUUGUUUUUGCUGAUGUUAGUAUUGAUUGUCUUGGGGAAGGAUGGGAAGUAACGGCACCGUAUUCUCCUCCAGCUUUUUCCUCAAAAAUCACUCACUUUUUUGAGGUUUUUGGGGCACGAAAUCGGUCCAUCAAUUCAAUUUUUUAUUUAGAAAUUGAACUCCUCUUGUGGUGGUUGUAUAAAUGCGCAUUCGGUUUUGAUUAUCUGCAGUAGUUUUUCUGUGAAUUUGAAGAGAUCAUUCAUGUAGAGAUUUUGAUAUGUACAUUUGUUUUGUAUCAAAUUAAAUUAACGUGGAGUUCUUCAAAUUGGGGAUGGGUGUGACGAUGAGGAGUUGGAGGCCAUGGCCGCCCCCAAUUUCAAAGAAAUUUAGGGUUAAUUUGAGGGUGCAGAGCCUUGAAGGUGGUGAUCAGGUAAAAGAGGCAGAGAAAUAUGCUCUUAUUGUGGAGAUCAAGUGGAAAGGUCCAAAAACUGCAUUCAAGAGGAAUUCAAAGACGAACUGUACCAGAGAGGAGGUUUGGAAGAAGGAUAAUGAUUCGAACAUAGUGACUGUGGAGUGGAACGAGGAAUUUCAAAACGAGCUCCGACUCUCUGGAUACAAAGAGAAUGCCUUUGAUCCAUGGGAGAUUCAAUUCAGUGUUUCGAAUAUCCUUAAUCAAGGAACGAAGAAUAAGGCUUCUGUUAUUGGCGUAGCGCAAUUGGAUCUCGCUAAAUAUGCUGUCAAGACAGACGAACAGGACAUCGAAAUCAAACUUCCUUUAAUGGUACCUAACGUCGUUGACAAGAGUUGCCCCGUGCUUAAUAUAUCGCUCAACUUUACGGAAAUUGGCCAAGAAUCGAAUGAGGCGAUACAAAGUCCAAUUCCUACUCCAACUUCGACGUCACCUCUUGCUUCAUCUGCAAAAGAAGAGAUCUCUGCUCUCAAAACCCGUCUCAGUAAGGUGAAGAUAUUCAGUGAAUACGUCACGAAUCGAAGAUCUAAAAAGACCUGUCGGGAAAGAGGGAGUACUGAAGGAAUAAGUCCUGUUAAGAGCGAGGAGGGUGAAUAUUCUUAUUCAGUUGGUUCAGACUCCGCCGAGGAAUUCGACAAUGGAGAAACCGAUGAAGUGAAGAGGGAAUCCGAUGUUAGAGCGUCGUUUAGUUAUGGGACGUUAGCUUUUGCCAAUUUCGCAGGUGUGUCGUCUUAUUCUAAUGCAGGUGGUAACGACUGCGAGGAUUGGAUUUACUACAGCAACCGCCGUACGUCGGAUGUUUGUCCCUUUCGUGUUGAGGUUGUCUCCGAAGAGCCAUCGAUUUCUAGUUCUAAACGAAGCAUUUUGCCGUGGAGGAAGAGGAAACAGAGCUUUCGAUCCCCUAAAGAUAAAGGCGAGCCUUUGCUCAAAAAAGAGGCUUAUGGCGAAGAAGGUGGAGACGACAUCGAUUUUGAUCGCCGGCAGCUCAGCUGUGACGCUGCGUGGCGUAAAGCUAUAGGCUUGGACGGAUUGGUUUCUGAAUUUGGUGACGACAGCUUCGCCGUCGGCAGUUGGGAGCGGAAGGAAAUAACGAGCCGGGACGGGCUAAUGAAAAUCGAAAUGGACGUCUUUUUCGCAUCGAUCGAUCAGCGAAACGAGAAGGCUGCAGGGGAGAGUGCGUGCACAGCUCUCGUCGCCGUGAUUGCCGAUUGGCUACAGAACAAUCUGAACCUCAUGCCUAUAAAGUCACAGUUCGACAGUUUGAUCAGAGAUGGCUCGAUGGAAUGGAGAACCCUCUGCGACAACGAAGAUUACAUGGAGCGCUUUCCCGACAAGCAUUUUGAUCUCGAGACAGUUCUAGAAGCCCGAAUCCGGGACCUCUGCGUUGUUCCUGACAAAUCGUUUAUCGGGUUUUUUCACCCGGAGGAAAUGGGCGAAGGGAACUUUGAAUUCUUGCACGGAGCGAUGUCGUUCGACAAUAUUUGGGACGAGAUCAGCUGCCCGGAGAGCUUCAAAACUGCGCCUGUUUUCAUCGUAAGCUGGAAUGAUCAUUUCUUUGUCCUAAAAGUCGAACCGGAGGCUUAUUACAUUAUCGACACAUUAGGGGAACGGCUGCACGAGGGAUGCAAUCAGGCGUAUAUAUUGAAAUUCGAUAAGAACACAACAAUCCAUAAAACGGCGAAAACCGGCAGCCCAUCAUCCGAAGAGAAAACGGCGAGAAGAUCUAAGGAGAAAGUGAUGAAAAAAAUCGAAGGAGAGGAAAUGGUCCUUUGUCGGGGGAAAGAAUCGUGCAAAGAGUACAUAAAGAGUUUCUUAGCGGCGAUACCUAUUCGCGAGCUGCAAAACGACAUCAAGAAAGGGCGGCCAAUGUUGACGCUGCUUCACCAUCGUCUACAGAUAGAGUUUCAUUAUACAAUGCUACAAAGCCCGGUCGCAACAACGUCACAAUUGGUCGAGAAAACAAUACCCGAUGAUGCAUAGAGAUAGGUAAAAAAGUGUAUAUUCGAACAAUGCGAGCAUAGCUUAAUUUAAUCGAGACAAUGUAGAUAUCAUCGGGAUGGACGAACGGGUAGAGGCGAGGCCAAAAUUGCCUCUUCCGUUUCAU
Molecule: messenger RNA, 2744 nt
Organism: Andrographis paniculata
Lineage: Eukaryota; Viridiplantae; Streptophyta; Magnoliopsida; Lamiales; Acanthaceae
Exons: 4
Coding region: 503-2620 (705 amino acids)
Source: RefSeq, a predicted model, not a curated record